GCCUGCCCCGGGGCCGCUGGCCGUGCGCUCGCCCCUCCGCGGCGCUCGGCUCCGGCGGACAGCGCCUCGGUCUGGCGCCACGCCGGUGCUCUCUGCAGGGAGCACGGCACGAGCGCACAGAGGUUGAGCGGCGAUUCGGCGGAGCUUCAGACGAAG
Prorocentrum cordatum is the source of this 156-nucleotide messenger RNA. The record is from the annotation of a GenBank genome assembly. Lineage: Eukaryota; Dinophyceae; Prorocentrales; Prorocentraceae.